CUCUUCCUGUUCCCUGCUCAAGUCGGCGCCGCAAAAGCCUCGCGCCUCGAAGGGUUUCUUCUCCUCCGCCUCGCCGUCCGCGCGCUGUUCCCCACUACCGUCCGCGGGAAGCGAAACAACGCGGCGGCGAAGAGAGCCACCCCUCCUCAGAGGAUGGUCACCACAGCUGCGCCGGAGGGCGUCGCGCAGCCACCUUCCGCGGUCAACGGGCCCAAAGGCGAGGCGGAGAGGAAACAGAGCGACGCACAGGAAAGAGGAGGUAACGGCUGCGGUGGCAGCGGCGGCGGCGGCGGUGCAGGUGGUGGGGGUGGACGUAGAGGGAAGAAGCGGAAGAACAAGGGAGGUGCUUUCAUCUACGGAAACUACAGGAACUACUACGGCUACCGAAUUGAUCGUAAUGUUGGUGAGGAUCCCCGUCUUGAGAUAUUCAAGAAGGAGUGGUUUGCAGGCAAGGAUUGUCUUGAUAUUGGAUGCAACCAAGGUUUGGUCACAAUCGGUCUAGCGAUGAAGUUUGAAUGUCAAAGCAUCCUUGGAGUUGACAUCGAUGAAGGUUUGAUUGACCUUGCUAAGUGGAAUUUAAGAAGGAUAUCCCGAACAGGCAACAUGGCUCCAGAAAGUGCCAAGGUUCAUAACUCGUCAGAGUCCACAACUCAGAGCCAUCAAGAAGAAGUGGUAUCUGGGAUGCCAAAUGGAAAUAUUUCUAAGCACGCUCGGCCUGAUCUUUUUGAAAUUGUCUCUUUUCGGUCUGAAAAUUUUAUACAGAGACGCAAAUGUUCAGAACAGUAUGACACCAUCAUGUGUUUGAGCGUGACAAAAUGGAUCCACCUGAACUGGGGUGAUGAUGGCAUAAUCACUUUGUUUGUGAAGAUAUGGAGUCUUCUAAGACCGGGAGGGAUUUUUAUCAUGGAGCCUCAACCUUGGACCUCGUAUAGGAAAAACAGAUUAGUGUCAGAGUUUGCCAAAGAAAACUUCAAGUAUAUCUGUAUAUACCCUGAGAAAUUCCGGGAGGUACUUCUGGACAAGGUAGGAUUCAGGUCAGUAGAGGUGAUUACCAACGGAUUGGUCGGAUCCGUCGCUGGUUUUGACCGCCCAAUUGAAGUUUACUACAAAUGAUGGAAUGAGAUCGACGGUUGCCUCUUACCCAGAGGCUCAUGUGGUGCUUCGGGUGCAUAAGUUUGGUGCUGUGGGAUUCGUCGAACUUCACCGGUGCUUUCUUUGGUACAAAUAUGACGAUCAAGGUUUCACAUAACGCUGGAUUAGCAGUUUGUGGGAGUGUCAUUUUCAACAAGCGCCCAAGGAAUGCUAUGGAUUGGGUGGUGGUGGUAUUGCCUUCCGUAGGUAGUUUUCAAUAUUUUGUGAGACUUUAGGCUAUCAGCCUUUGUAUAUAUGGAUUUUGAAUGCCAGAGAAAACCUUCCAGUAAUAUAAGAUUUCCCGUCCUA
Molecule: messenger RNA, 1440 nt
Organism: Hordeum vulgare subsp. vulgare (domesticated barley)
Lineage: Eukaryota; Viridiplantae; Streptophyta; Magnoliopsida; Poales; Poaceae
Product: probable RNA methyltransferase At5g51130
Exons: 8
Coding region: 154-1113 (319 amino acids)
Biological process (GO): snRNA modification
Molecular function (GO): O-methyltransferase activity; snRNA binding; RNA methyltransferase activity
Source: RefSeq, a predicted model, not a curated record